CUGUCGCUGUGCCCGCGGCGAGGCGCCUCGGACGGUCUGGCGCCGACGAGGAGCAAGCCGGCGGCUGCGAUCUGUCUCGCACCUGCAGCUCGGCUGCGGAUGCGCCGCAGAGGGCGAGAGAGGUGCGAGAUGCGAGCAAGAGCGAUGUCAUCAGCGCCGGCCCGGCGGCAGAGUGAGAGUGAGUGCAGCGCACGCACGCAACGAGGAUGCGCCCGCUCGUCGUCGACGGCGGCGAGGGGCGCGUGCGGGGAAGGAAGCUCGCUUGCAGCGGCACCAUUUCCACGCGACACGGCCUCGCCGCCGUGCGAGAUUGGCGUCGGACCUGCGCGCUGCCGACGCACACGGUGCACCCCGACUGCUGCGCGAUGGCGAAGUGGUGCGGCUUUGGCGCAGCCGCUGGUGCGGCGAGCAAGCACAAGCGCUGCCCGGCCGGCGGGAGGGAAGCGGCGCCGGCGGCUGCGGCGAUGCGGCCGCCUCGUGCCGCGGCUGCUGCCACGCUACGGACGCGUUAGCGCCAGAGGCGGAGUCGGCCUACAAGCAGCCCGCGCCGACCUCGGGACGGGCGCGUCGCCGGAGGACGGCUCAUGCGGCCCAGCCCACCUGCCUGCAGGGCAAGUCCCGCUGCUUGCACUUGCGCUUGCUUGUAGUCUCGUCUCACGGAGCCGAUCAACAGAUCGAGCUGCGGCCGCCCACGCGGGCUGCCGGUGGGGAAUCCUGGGCUGGGCGGCGCUCGCCGGUCCCGCCGCAGGUGCAGCGGCUCGCGCCUCUGCCGCGGCCGGCACGGCGGGCAGCAAGUCUCAUGCGUCUCUCGUCUGCGCCCGCCGCCCGCCAUCUGGCAGCCGCCUCCAUCGGCGACGCCAUGCCCGAGGCGGACUCGAGCGGCCACUGGGAUGGCAGUGCGGGACCCUCGGCGCACGUGUGACCUGCCGCGCUCCGUCGUCUGCGCCGAGGCCUCAGUGAGAGCGGACGCUCAAGGCACAGGGGCCGACGUGCGGCCCCUGGCCGACGCAGCGGCUCGGCGACCCUCUCGCAUCCGUUCGCUCGAGCUGGCCGCACGGGAGGGUUGGGACAGCUGCUCCCGCAGCGGACUCCGACCUGCUUCGGCGCGCAGCAUGGUCUGCUUCCAUGGCGCGCUUGCCGCUCCCCUCCUGCGCGACGGCGCUUGUCGCUCGCCAGCCUAAGCA
Molecule: messenger RNA, 1184 nt
Organism: Tilletiopsis washingtonensis
Lineage: Eukaryota; Fungi; Basidiomycota; Exobasidiomycetes; Entylomatales
Exons: 1
Coding region: 100-960 (286 amino acids)
Source: RefSeq, a predicted model, not a curated record